UGAAGGAGCGGCGGGAAGGCGGAGCUGAGCGUCUUUCAGGUCUGCCAGUCUGAGGAGGCGACGUGGGGCUGAAGUUCUCUGGCGACGACCGGACCUGGGAUCCUCUCAUAAGAAACAUUGGCUGUAUAAUACCGAGAAGCGGCUCACUGCGUCUUAAUACUCGGUCCGGGGAAGAAAAAAAAUGUCCACCGUGAACUGGAAGCCUUUCGUUUUCGGCGGGCUUGCUUCUAUAACGGCAGAAUGCGGCACUUUCCCUAUCGACCUGGCCAAGACGCGCCUCCAGGUCCAGGGACAAGUCGGGGACAUCAAGUACCGUGAGAUCCGCUACAGAGGCAUGCUCCAUGCUAUCAUGAGGAUAGGACGAGAGGAGGGGCUCCGGGCGCUUUACUCGGGCAUCGCCCCCGCCAUGCUCCGUCAGGCCUCCUACGGGACCAUCAAAAUUGGGACGUAUCAGAGUUUUAAGCGGCUGCUGGUGGACAGACCAGAAGAUGAGACCUUGCUGACCAAUGUGCUGUGCGGCGUUCUUUCUGGAGUCAUCUCUUCUUCCAUUGCCAACCCCACUGAUGUGCUGAAGAUCCGGAUGCAGGCUCAGGGAAAUGUGAUCCAAGGCAGCAUGAUGGGCAACUUCAUCAAUAUCUACCAGGAGGAGGGCACACGAGGACUGUGGAAGGGCGUUUCUCUAACAGCUCAGAGAGCGGCCAUCGUGGUCGGCGUCGAACUCCCGGUCUACGACAUCACCAAGAAGCACCUGAUCCUGUCGGGUCACAUGGGAGACACCGUGUACACACACUUCCUGUCCAGCUUUGUGUGUGGCCUUGCUGGGGCUCUGGCCUCGAAUCCAGUAGAUGUGGUCCGGACACGCAUGAUGAACCAGAGGGGAGGGGCUCUGUACCAGGGAACGCUCGACUGUCUGCUGCAGACGUGGCGCUCAGAGGGCUUCAUGGCGCUCUACAAGGGUUUCUUCCCAAACUGGCUCCGCCUGGGACCGUGGAACAUCAUUUUCUUCCUCACUUACGAGCAGCUGAAGAAGAUUGACGUGUGACUGAACGAACAUCGGGAGAGAAAGCGAGCCGAGCUGUCGCCCAGGGACAAGCCGAGGGGACCAAAGUCAGGAACGUCUGGAAUGGUGGCGGCUCCUCGGCAGAGCCGGCGAGGGGGGAAAGCCAGGGGAGUACUCAAGUGGAAUCCGAUUCCAGAGCGACUCGCGUUUGCCUUGUGGCAAACGGGGGGAGGGCUGUGACAUGAAUACUCACGCGGCUUCUUGUGCUCAUCUGCCACUUCAAGGCGCUACAGAACCACGUUUCCGCUCAGACUCAAGCCAACUGUGAAAUUCUCCAGCUCUAGAAAGAAUCAACACUUUACAUUUCAGUCAAAGGCUGCUAUGCUUCAAAACCGUCUCUGUUAUGGUGAUGAAAAUGCGUCCAACCUGUGUUAUUUAAAUGGGUUUUUUUUUUCCACAUAAAGUGCUCUGUAAACUGUGUGCCUUAACCCAAUUUGUGGUUCAGGAUGUGAGCUGCACGUGGACUCCCGACUGUUGGACAGCCGCUGUGACAAUCGGCACAAUCAUUCCCCUUUGAAAAAACCAAUGCGUUGUGGGUUUUAUAUCUAUAUUUAAAAGUUUGAAGUUAUUUAUUUCUCGUGGUCUCCCUUGUGUAUUUACAGAGUAAAGGGCCAAGAACAGAGCGUGGUAUACUGCAAGCUUUAUAUUUACAUGCGUAUAUGGCUCAAAUGCCAGAGUUGUUACAUAGACGGGACAUUCAUCACAUGUGCAUGACUGGAAAGUAAAUAUAUCCUCUAGCCGCUCUCAGUGAUGUUCAAGCUCCUGUUACAUCUGUCACUUAGAAAAGUCAUCACAUAUGCAGACGAUAUGUAAACUUGCGUACACAUUUCACCGGGUCAGAUCAGGCGAUUCCCAUCGCCGCUUCAACACAGCGAUUGUUCACUCCACGCUAUUCCCUCGUACUGUAUUUAAACGCUUUAAGCUUUCGUCGGAAAGGAAUGUGUAUGCUGCUUCUGCCAAAGUGUAAGCCAGUGUCAUUAUUUUGUAAUAAGUUUAUUUAAGUGCAGAUGUGGACUUGUACAUUGAAAAUAAAAAUCGUGAAUUGUAACCACA
Messenger RNA from Poecilia latipinna (sailfin molly), 2113 nucleotides. Its product is annotated as kidney mitochondrial carrier protein 1. Gene Ontology annotation, biological process: transmembrane transport. Lineage: Eukaryota; Metazoa; Chordata; Actinopteri; Cyprinodontiformes; Poeciliidae. The record is from RefSeq and is a predicted model, not a curated record. The transcript has 9 exons. The coding region runs from base 182 to 1042 and encodes 286 amino acids.